GCGUGUUUGAAUACACACAUUCGACUCGAUUUCAGACCAAUCCAAACCCAUCACCGUCCACCUACUCUCUUCCACUCCAAAAACUCAUUCUCCCUCUUCAUUGACACCUAUAUAUACACACACACAAAUAUACAUACACAUUUACAUUCCCAAGUCGCAACAACUAAUUUGAUCAACAACAAAAAUAAUAGAUUACUUCAACAAUGGCUGCUGCUUCAGCUUCUUUGCAAACAAUCUCAUCAUCUUUGAGGAUAUCACGUACCAGCCGAACCACCGCCGCCGCCGGAUCUCCGUCACUACUUUCAUUCAAGAGCUCUGUUAGCCCAGUUUUCUCUCAGAAGCUGACCACUACUAUGAAGAGCUCUGGCAGCCAAAGAUCGUUGACUGUUAAAAGUCAAGCCACAUCACCAGAUUCUUCAACACCGAGUAAAGUUCAACAACUGUGUGUGUAUGAGAUCAAUGAAAGAGACCGUGGCAGUCCAGCGUAUCUCCGGUUGGGUCAAAAACCUGUUAAUUCACUUGGCGAUCUUGUUCCCUUCACCAACAAAGUCUACAGUGCGGAUCUUGAAAAAAGACUAGGGAUCACAGCCGGAAUAUGUAUUCUGAUCAAAAACAUGCCGGAAGUAAAAGGUGACAGAUACGAAGCUAUCUACAGCUUUCACUUAGGCGAUUACGGGCAGAUAGCCGUACAAGGUGCUUACAUCACAACUGAAGACACUUACCUGACUGUCACCGGCGGCACCGGGAUCUUCGCCGGAGCAUAUGGUCAAGUCAAGCUUCAGCAGCUAGUCUUUCCCUUUAAGUUGUUCUAUACUUUUUACUUGCAAGGCUUGUCUGCUGACUUGCCGUCGGAGUUGCUGGUGACUCCGGUACCACCUUCUCCGGCGGUGGAAGCGUCACCGGCGGCUAAGGCAGCUGAGGCUGGUGCUACUGGUCCUAAUUAUUCUGAUUAGUAAAGUAAUAUAAAUGGUCAUGGGCCAUGGGCAUUGACGGAUGGGCCACUAAAAUAUAAACUUUUUUAGUGGGUUGAGAUGGUGAUUAAGAGUUGUACGUUUAGCUUUAUUGUUUGUAAUUGAAGGUGAGAAAUGGGCAUGAGAUGAGUUCCUUUUUCUAUGUUCAUUCAUGUUGUAUUAGAUUUUGAUAUUAAGGUCAUAAAUAAAUUAUGGAAAUAUUUGUUGGAUUGA
Erigeron canadensis is the source of this 1184-nucleotide messenger RNA. RefSeq names its product allene oxide cyclase, chloroplastic-like. The transcript has 3 exons. Gene Ontology annotation, biological process: jasmonic acid biosynthetic process. The record is from RefSeq and is a predicted model, not a curated record. NCBI's taxonomy places the organism in Eukaryota, Viridiplantae, Streptophyta, Magnoliopsida, Asterales, Asteraceae. Gene Ontology annotation, molecular function: allene-oxide cyclase activity. The coding region runs from base 204 to 953 and encodes 249 amino acids.